Penicillium canescens is the source of this 2130-nucleotide messenger RNA. RefSeq lists its product as uncharacterized. The coding region runs from base 1 to 2130 and encodes 709 amino acids. Gene Ontology annotation, cellular component: membrane; microtubule; cytoplasm. The transcript has 4 exons. Lineage: Eukaryota; Fungi; Ascomycota; Eurotiomycetes; Eurotiales; Aspergillaceae. Gene Ontology annotation, molecular function: GTPase activity; GTP binding; microtubule binding. The record is from RefSeq and is a predicted model, not a curated record.
AUGUCGCCCUCUAGUGAAGAAUACGCCUUGAACCAACUGCAGGUGGAGCAGUCGAAACUACUGGACAAGAUUGACGAAUUACGCAGUCUUGGUAUCGGUGGCCUUGUGGAAUUACCUCAACUCAUUGUCUGUGGCAACCAGUCGAGUGGAAAGAGUUCCGUGCUCGAAGCCAUCUCCAGAGUGCGUUUUCCAGCCAAGGGAAAUGUCUGCACCCGAUUCGCGACUGAGGUCAUUCUUCGUCGCAGUCCACAAGCGCGAGUCAAAGUAUCUAUCGAACCGGGCGCUUCACGCACCGACAAUUACGAGCGAGCGAAGCUCCAAGCCUUCACAUCCGAGUCAUUUUCCACCAGCGACGACCUUCCCAAAUUGAUCAAGGAGGCUGAAGAAUGCAUGAGAAUUGGUGGUGGCCAACUCUCCACAGCAGGCUUCAGCGAUGAUGUUCUCAAGGUCGAGAUCUCUGGUCCCGAAAAGCCAGAGCUCAGUCUGGUUGACCUUCCGGGGCUCUACAGCUCCGUCAGCGAUGAGCAGAACGAAGAAGGAAUGAUGUUAGUUGAACAGUUGACGAAGAAGUACAUGGAGAAUAAGCGGAGCAUCAUCCUCGCCGUCAUCAGCACGAAACUUGACUAUCAUCACCAGCGAGUCUUGAACCUGGCAGGGAAGAUUGACCCAGGGCACGAGAGGACACUUGGAAUAGUGACCCAGCCCGAUACUCUCUCACCCGGCUCGGAAGAGGAAGAAACCUAUCUGAAGUUCAUCAAAAAUGAAAAGAUCAAUCUACAGCUCGGAUGGCAUGUACUUUGCAAUCGGAAGUUUGAGACGCGUAACACUUCGGAUGAUGAGCGAGACCGAAACGAACGCGAAGUUUUCGAACAGGGACGAUGGGCUUCACUUUCUCGUGAGAUUGUGGGGAUUGACAGCCUAAGACGUCGGCUGAGCAAUAUUCUGCUGAAGCACGUUCGCCGCAGCCUUCCAGAUCUGAUCUCGGACAUCCAAAACAAGAUCUCGGAACACGAACAAAAGCUAGCAAAGAUGGGCACCGCACGGUCAACCAUUAAAGAUCAGCGAGGAUUUCUUGUCGACAUAAGCAGCAAGUUUGGUCGCAUUACAGACCAGGCUUUGAACGGAAUGUAUUCCGAUGAUUUCUUCGGCGGAUUUGACGACCAGAUAGCGAACAAGGAGGAUACCCACGAUUUCCGUCGAUUGCGGGCAGUCAUUCGUGAGAUGAAUGAGAACUUCGCAGAAGCCAUCAGUAUUCGUGGCUGCCGAAGAAUCAUCCGUCUCACUGAUUCAAGUCUCCCUUUUUCAACCCUUCAGCAGCAAAGGUCUAAACCUUAUAUGAAUGACUGGGUACCUGAAUACGUCAACGAAGUGACCCUUCAAGAGGAAAUAAAAGAACAGGCAGUCAAAUACCGCGGUAUAGAGCUUCCAGGAAACGCAAAUCAAAUGCUCGUGGGGAGUUUGUUCCGUGAUCAGUCCGAACCCUGGGAAAACCUUGCUGAGGCUCAUUUAAAGGAUGUCUGGUCCUCGGUCAAUUAUUUUGUUGGCCUUGUCCUCCAGCAUCUAACGGAUCGACACACUUACCCUUUACUGAUGCGAGACCUUAUCAUCCCCGAGAUGGACCGUUUGAGGGCCCGUCUGUUGGAGAAGCUUCAAGAAUUGACCUCCUACAGGAAAUGUGGUCAUCCUCUGCCCCUGGGAAAAAACUUCCUUUCCACGAUCCAGGAGUCGCGCAAAAGCGCCAACUCUGCCAGUGAUCUUGACCGAGCAGCUUCUCAGUUGCAGUCAUCCAGUGACCAGUUUGCAGCGGCCGAAAUCAUUGACCAGAUGCAGGCCUACUACGAUACCGCCAUCGUGACUUUCAUCGACAACAUCGCGAUACUUGCAAUUGAGAACUGCUUGCUCCGACCCCUCGAGCACAUUUUCACUGGCCAGUCUAUCAUUGGCAUGGAGGAUGCUCAGAUCCGGAGCAUUGCAGCAGAGCCGCCCAAUGUCGAACUUGAUCGUAAACGUCUAAACGAAGAACUGAACAAGCUGAAUGCAGGCAGGCAAACCCUCAGCGCCUUCAGUACGGACGGACCCUCGAUGCCAUCUCGGCCUGUCUUUGUUAGCGUCUCGGUCGGAUACAUCUAG